CCAUGUCAAUGAACUAUAUGAGAGUCCCAUCAGGACAAGUGACAGCUCAAGUCUCCAAACCAGAGCACUCCCUGCAAGAAAGAAUCUGCUCCCAUCUAGUUGAGUAUCUGGAACCCAUGGCCUCCUGGACCUUCCCCUUUGGGGGACAGUCACGAGGGAGAGGGUUCAGAAAUAUAGCAAUAGCCUUUUUUCUCCAUGCUUGUCUUUGGGGUGCAGUUUUGAGCUCAACGACUCCAAGACCAGAUCAACCUGAGAUUCGACUGAUGAAUGGUUCAAGUCGCUGCACUGGGAGAGUUGAAGUCCUCCAUAAUGGGGUGUGGGGCACAGUCUGUGAUGACAGCUGGGGCAUCGAGGAGGCCAGAGUUGUCUGCCGGCAGCUGGGCUGUGCCGCUGCCAUAUCUGCUCCGCGUAAUGCACAUUUUGGAAGAGGAAGCGAUCGCAUCUGGCUGGAUGAAUUACGGUGUACAGGGACUGAAUCCGCUCUUAGUCAAUGCCCAGCAAGACCUUGGGGAGACAAUGACUGCCAUCAUGGUGAAGAUGCCGGUGUUGUCUGCUCAGAGGUCCGGCUUGUAGGUGGUACAUCUCCCUGCAAUGGCAGAGUUGAGAUACUCCAUAACCAAAGAUGGGGAACAGUGUGUGAUAAUGGAUGGGACUUAAAUGAUGCUCGUGUUGUGUGCCGGGAAAUGGGCUGUGGAGAUGCUUUAGCAGCUGCAAGUGCAGCAAAAUUUGGACAAGGAUCUGGCCCUGCCUGGAUGGACCAAGUGAACUGCACAGGGGAAGAAGACAGCCUAAGGAAAUGUCCACCAAAAAACUUGGUGGAACACAGCUGUGACCACAGCAAGGAUGCGGGCGUGGAAUGUUCAGAGCCACCGGAGAUCAGACUAACAAGCGGCCCUAAUCACUGUUCUGGGAGAGUGGAGAUAUUUCACGAGAAACUCUGGGGGACUAUUUGUGAUGAUGACUGGGACCUUGAUGAUGCCAGAGUCGUGUGUCGUUAUCUUGGCUGUGGAACAGCUCUGUCAGCCCCACGGGGUUCCCGCUUUGGGCAAGGAAGUGGUCCAAUCUGGCUGGAUGGCAUUAACUGUACAGGCUCGGAGAGCGCUGUCAGCAAAUGUGCAGCAAAAUCAUGGGGAGAUCAUGACUGCACCCAUACAGAGGAUGCUGGCGUUAUAUGCGCAGAGCUCCGCCUAGCUGAUGGACCAAGUCGCUGUGCGGGGAGAGUAGAGGUCUAUCACAACCAGCAGUGGGGCACCAUCUGUGAUGAUGGCUGGGAUCUGAACGACGCCCAAGUUGUGUGCAGAGAACUGGACUGUGGAACGGCCUUAAAAGCACUUCCUGGGUCACGUUAUGGCUCAGGAUCUGAUACCGUGUGGUUAGACCAAGUGAACUGUACAGGGAAAGAAGCUUUACUGAAUGAAUGCCCAAAAAAGCCCUGGGGAGAUGCUAGAUGCAAUCAGCAACAGAAAGCAAGCGUAGAGUGUUCAGACCCCAAUGAGGUCAGAUUAGUGAACGGUUCAAGUCGCUGUGCUGGGAGAGUCGAGGUGCUCCACAACCAGCAGUGGGGAACGGUGUGUGAUGAUGGCUGGGAUCUGAGCAAUGCCCAAGUUGUGUGCAGAGAACUCGGCUGCGGAAUUGCCUUGGCUGCCCCACGAGGAGCUAACUUUGGAAGAGGAAGCGAUCCCAUCUGGCUGGAUGAUGUCAAAUGUAAGGGGACAGAAGCUGCUCUCAGGGACUGCCGCCUGAAACCCUGGGGAGAACAUAACUGCAACCAUGGAGAAGACGCUGGGGCUGUGUGCUCAGAACUCCGGCUGGUAAAUGGCUCAAGUCGUUGCUCAGGACGAGUGGAGAUAUUUCAUGACCAGCAGUGGGGGACGGUGUGCGAUGACCGCUGGGGCUCCAAACAUGCUGAGGUUGUCUGCAGGGAGAUGGGCUGUGGUGUGGCUCUAAAAGCCCAUGCAAAGGCUUUCUAUGGGCAGGGAACAGGGCCCAUCUGGCUGGACGAUGUCAAUUGUCAAGGAACAGAAUCUGCCCUCCGAGACUGCACAGGAAGCACCUGGGGAAUCAACAACUGCAAUCAUGGAGAAGAUGCUGGUGUUGAAUGUGCAGACCCCGUGGAGGUAAGGCUCGUCAAUGGCUCUCAUCGAUGUUCAGGGAGGGUAGAAGUGUUACAUCUCCAGCAAUAUGGAACCGUGUGCGAUGACAGCUGGGACCUCAAUGAAGCCAUGGUUGUGUGCAGGUACCUUGACUGCGGAACAGCCAUCUCUGCCCCACGUGGGGCUCGGUUUGGACGUGGGUCGGAUCCUAUUUGGAUGGACGAUGUGGAAUGUACCGGAUCGGAAACCUCCCUCACUGUCUGCAAGGCCAAGGAAUGGGGAAACAACGACUGCAACCAUGGAGAAGACGCUGGUGUCGUAUGUUCAGAGGAUCUCAGGCUGGUCAAUGGCUCAGAUCGCUGCAGUGGGAGAAUUGAGAUUCGGACAUCUCACAGUACUGCAUGGGGAACAGUGUGUGACCGUACCUGGGACCUGAAUGAUGCGGAGGUUGUGUGCAAGCAACUGGGCUGUGGGGCAGCUUUGUUAGCCCCAGGUGGAGCUCAUUUCGGGCGUGGAUCAGGUCCCAUCUGGAUGGAUGAUGUCAACUGCAAAGGCACAGAAGACGCCAUCCAAGAAUGCGCAGCAAAUACUCAGGGAAGCAAUAACUGUAACCAUGGACAAGACGCAGGAGUUGUUUGUGGAGCAUCAAUGACCCUCAACGUGGCUAACAUUAGAUUGACAGACGGCCCUUACUCCUGUGCUGGAAGGAUUGAGGUCUUUCACCAGCAGCAGUGGGGAACUGUGUGUGAUGAUGGAUGGGGCAUUCCAGAUGCCAGCGUUGUUUGCAGACAGCUGGGCUGUGGCAUUGCCCUGGAAGCCCCCCACUCGGCACAUUUUGGACGAGGUCUUGGCCCCAUUGUGCUGGAUGAUGUCAACUGCACAGGGUCAGAAAGAGCCCUCAAAGACUGCAGCGGACGUAAUGUGGGCGAGCAUGACUGCGACCAUGGAGAGGACGCAAGUGUGAUAUGCUCAGGCCAGAUGGAAGUGCAGUUGGCUGGUGGCCCCAACUCCUGCACUGGGCGGGUGGAGUUCAAGCUUAAUGGCUCCUGGGUCACUAUAGGUCCAUCUGGCUGGGGUCUUCCAGAGGCCAUGGUCGUAUGUCGGCAACUGGGCUGCGGCUCAGCCUUGUCUGCUCCAACUGGCAACCAAUAUGGCAUAGGGAAUGGCCCAGUAGUUCUGGAGGAGGUGAAAUGUACUGGAUCGGAGUCAUCUCUCACUGAAUGUAAGGCCACACCCACGGGCCCCCAUAAAUGCAUCUGUGGCACCUAUGCAGGAGCAGUAUGCGAGGGGAAAUCAGGUUCUUCAGUCAUCAUUGCAGUGAUUUUGACUCUGAUAGCUCUUGUCCUGAUUAUCGUUGCGGUCCUGUUCUAUCUACAUAAAAAGAAAGUGUCAAUAUUUACGGUUAAUCCCUUCAAUCGUAGAAGAGAAGGAAUGAUGGAAAAUAUCGCUGUUGGGUCCGAAAUGGUAAAUGGCAUCCGCGAGAUGUAUACCCGGGGAAGAAAUCAACUGGCAUCCGAAGCGGACCCUAAUGCGGACACCGUCUGCCUUGUGAAAGCCAGCUCGGACCAUCCUGUGGACAACAUUAAUUGAAAGACAAGGAUUGGGCGAUGGCUCGGAUGCUGAUGAGACUUAACAGGGGGAGGCCAUGUCCACGCCACCAGCUCUUUUCCCUGUGAAUGUUCGGACACUAGGUGUGCUUUUGCUGAAAUCCCUGAGGAUAAGCAAACAUCCAGGCUUCCCUGAGUAUCCAAAAGAAGUGGAACUAUUGGGCAAGGGCAGAAGACAUUCAAAUGGAAGACCUCGGGAAUAUCUAUGAUGCUGAAGUUUCAAGGGAUAAGACUUUGGGAAGUUUGUUUCAGAAUCUUGCCUUUUUCUUAUUGGUCAUGCAACAGCUCUUGAUCGAACUUCUCUGCUGUAACCAUGAUAGAAUAUACUUGUUAUCCACUAAACUCUAAGAUCCAAAAAUCAUGCCUCUUGCUGCUAUUCUGAUUAAUUUGCAAGGUUUUUCUUUCAGGGCAAGCUACCUGGGGAUGAGGGAGAGAACACCUUCGCUCAAGUGCCUUUCAGUGUGAGAAGACUGUACAAUUUCUCCAUCAUAAGUACAAAACCCUUUGGACAACACAGAGUAUGUCUAACUCUAAUUUCAUGCUGCUUUUUUUCCACUGCUGUAUUCUCACCCUUCAUAAACUUGCCACUUAUCUAAUCUGGAAAUUGUUUAAUUGCAAGUGCCGAUUAAACAUUGUUGAUGGGCAAAAGA
Molecule: messenger RNA, 4350 nt
Organism: Pogona vitticeps (central bearded dragon)
Lineage: Eukaryota; Metazoa; Chordata; Lepidosauria; Squamata; Agamidae
Product: scavenger receptor cysteine-rich domain-containing protein DMBT1
Cellular component (GO): membrane
Source: RefSeq, a predicted model, not a curated record